Molecule: messenger RNA, 1396 nt
Organism: Petromyzon marinus (sea lamprey)
Lineage: Eukaryota; Metazoa; Chordata; Hyperoartia; Petromyzontiformes; Petromyzontidae
Source: RefSeq, a predicted model, not a curated record
UCUGUCCCACGUGACGACCCAACGCACCCCGCAUCUCUUCUGUCCCACGUGACCACCCUACGCCCCUUCCGUCCCACGUGACGACCCCACGCGCCCCCCACCCCCCACGUGUCCAAGCAAAGAUGGAGGAGGAGGUGGUGGCGGUGAAGAAGCGUGCGCUGGACCCGGUGACCGCGGCGCUCGUGUCGCUCAUCCUGGAAAUGGUUUCCUCCAUGGACGAGUCGGAGCGCCUGCUGCUGUCCGACUCGGAGGCGCCCGAAGACGACGACCUGCAGCUGAUGAUCGCCGCUCUGCUCUGCCGGCAGGGCUCCGAGAGUGUGGCGAGCAUCAUUCAGAGCACAGAGGAGCUGAUCCCUCAAGUUAGCCCCGAUGUGUUCCGCCACCACUUCCACGUGUCUCGCCAGACCUUCGACGUGCUUGCCAGCCAGCUGGCGCGCUGCCCUGAGUUCCCCACGGAGCCCUACCAUGGGGGGCGCCCUCCGAUCCCACUCACCAAGGUGCUGCUUGUGGCACUGUGGACGCUGGCCACUCCCGAGUGCCUGCGCACGAUCGGCGAACGCUUCGGCAUCCCGCGCUCCUCCGUGCUCACGUGCCUGCGCAGGGUGUGCGCCGCCACCAUCAACAACCUCAUGAGGGACUACCUGGUCUGGCCCUCGCCGGACGAAUUCGAGGGCAUCGCCGCCGAGUUUGAGCGCCAGAAGGGCUUUCCGGGUAUAAUUGGUGCACUGGACGUUUGCCACAUCGCAAUCAAAGCUCCCACGCUAAACCCAGAAAACUACUACAACCGCAAAGGGUUUUUCUCACUGGUGCUUCAAGCGGUGUGCGACGCCAAUUACAAGUUCCUCGACUGCUUCACCGGUUGGCCUGGGUGCAUCACGGACUUCUGCGUGCUCAAGAAGUCCCCGUUAUUUGAAGAGGCUGAGCAGACGAUACCGCUUCAGUAUCACAUGGUGGCGGACAGUGCUUAUUACCUCAAGUCGUGGCUGAUGACGCCGUAUCGGGAGACCGGCAUGCUUUCGGAUCGCGAGCAGAAGUUCAACUUUGUGCAGAUGUCCACCACGAGCGUGAUCGAGAGGGCCUUUGCCAUGUUGAAGGGCCGGUUUUGUCGCUUGAAGUACCUGGACAUGUCCGAUAUGAACGGAAUGGUGGAUGUGAUCAUGACGGCCUGUGUGUUCCACAACAUUUGUCUGUUGCACGAGACCGAGCUGGAUGACUUUGCCGACGAGUCGAGCAGCAAAGACGUUGCCAUUCACUAUCCCACGGAGGACAUCGCAUUUCAGGACGACGCCGGAGAAAGGAAACGGGAAGAAAUUGCCAACUUGCUCGGGGCCGGUUUUGAACAAGUGUGUUAAACCUGUCGUUGUCCAAAUAAAGGGAAGUCAACAUCUUAAUUUGU